Messenger RNA from Dreissena polymorpha, 823 nucleotides. RefSeq names its product mitochondrial import inner membrane translocase subunit Tim29-like. Lineage: Eukaryota; Metazoa; Mollusca; Bivalvia; Myida; Dreissenidae. The coding region runs from base 48 to 716 and encodes 222 amino acids. The transcript is spliced from 2 exons. Gene Ontology annotation, biological process: protein insertion into mitochondrial inner membrane. Gene Ontology annotation, cellular component: TIM22 mitochondrial import inner membrane insertion complex. The record is from RefSeq and is a predicted model, not a curated record.
UUCGGCUCAAUCUCUGUCAGUGAGAGCUUUACACAUGAUGAAACAACAUGAGAAGGUCGUUCCAAAUUCUUCGAUCUCUGGAAAAGGGGGCAGACGUUGUUGUCAAGGAAGCAGAGAGUGUCGUCGAAAAAGUAAAAGAAAGUCGAUCAAAACGCAUAUUUAACUACCUGAAGAAUAUCUAUGAUGACUACAAAACAGUUGGCGUGGAGACACUUCAGGACAUGAAAAAACAUCCACUGAAGACUAGCGUGUAUUUGUCUCUCCUUGGCUCUACAAUGGUGCUCUUCAAAACUAAUCCUGGUGAAAUCGGAUUUCAUGCAAAGCUUACCCAAAGCCUGAUCGAUCUCAUGCUUGUUAGUGACCGUAUUCGUAAUCCAAAAAGUGAAGCUGCUAUUGACAGUCUUUGUAUUCUUCGAAAUUUUGAACAACUGCGUUGUUACAAUCUCGGUGUGUGUUCCCUGAUGUGUGUUCGUGAGAGUGGCGAUGAUGUUGGACUGUAUGCAGCGAACUGUAAAUAUGUAAGGCCCCACUGGAUGGAGUUCCAUAAAACUAUUAUAGAUGUUGGGAUUCUAGGACAUUGGAUUAAUCUUGAGAAAGCAAUGGUGGACUAUGACAUACAGCCUGAUGAAUGGUUGGGUGACGGUUUACCAAAUAAAGACUUCAAACAUUAUAACAGAGAUUCACCGGUGCGAUGGGAUAUGACGUUAAAUAAAUGAUGAUAAAUAAAUAAAUGAUGUGACCAGACUUCUGCUGUGUAUUAAUACACAUACCUGAUUUAAUAUAAAGUUAUUUUAUGAUUUCAUUAUAAAAGACAAUAAUUAUA